Actinia tenebrosa (Australian red waratah sea anemone) is the source of this 1897-nucleotide messenger RNA. RefSeq names its product GPI-anchor transamidase component PIGU. The record is from RefSeq and is a predicted model, not a curated record. Lineage: Eukaryota; Metazoa; Cnidaria; Anthozoa; Actiniaria; Actiniidae. Gene Ontology annotation, biological process: attachment of GPI anchor to protein. Gene Ontology annotation, cellular component: membrane; GPI-anchor transamidase complex.
UAUACCUGUGUUUUCUUCAAUUUUCAAGAUGGCGGACCAACAAGGUCAAAUAGGCAUCUUUCAUUUUUUAUCACUGUUCGUUGUUGCUGCUUCAAUGCGACUGUUUUUGAUGUAUAGCCCUGCUAACGAAUGGUUUGCAGACAGGAUAGAGCUAAGUACGCCUCUAACCUCUUGGAGUCGAGUACAAGAAGGUAUUGUUCUCUUGAAUAAUGGGAUAUCACCUUAUGCAGGGGAUAUUGUACAUGAGGCACCCUUGGUUGUAACAUUAUUUUAUGGACUAAAGGAUGUCUCAUCUCAAUUCAUUCCACUAAUUUUCAUAGUCAUAGAUAUUGUUAUUGGAUGUCUGUUGUAUAAAGUAGCUGUGUAUAACACAAAAAACCUGCUAACAGAUCAAGAGAGGAUCAAAUCAUCUUUUGCCAAGAAUGUUAGUCCCAUACUACUGACAGAGAAAGAGUUUGAUAACAUUCCAUUCCUUACCACUGCAGUAUAUCUUCUUAACCCCUACUCUGUCAGUACUUGUGUGGCUCAGUCAACAAUCAUCUUCACUAAUCUAGGUUUAACAUUAGCAUUGUUUGGAGCUCUCAAAGGUAGUAGUCCCUUAGCAACACUUGGCAUUGCCUUGGCAACAUAUCACUCACUCUAUCCCAUCAUGCUCCUCGCCCCUGUGACCUUGAUAGUGAUCAAGUAUGAUGAAGGAAGUCAGUUGUCAGGAAUGUGCAAGUGUGGGAUGCUAUUUACAGUGUGGAUUGCUGGAUUGCUUGGCUURUCUUAUUCAUUCUUCAAUUCCUGGGAUUUUAUCAAAGCAACAUAUGGUUUUAUAUUGGGUGUGCCAGACCUAACACCCAACAUUGGUCUAUUCUGGUAUUUCUUCACUGAAAUGUUUGAGCAUUUUAGAGUGUUCUUCCUUUGGGUUUUCCAGAUCAAUGCAUUUUUCUAUUGCAUUCCUUUGACAGUUAGACUAAGAGAACAUCCAAGUUUCUUAGCCUGCAUCUUAUGCUUGAUAAUGGCCAUAAUGAAGUCUUAUCCAGCAUUUGGUGAUGCAGCUUUACCACUAUCCCUCUUGGUGCUAUGGAAACACCUCUUCCCUUACCUGCGCAAUGCGUUCCUGAUCUCGUGCAUGUUGCUCUUCUCAACAUUCCUCGCCCCAGUCUUCUGGUAUCUAUGGAUAUACGCGGGAAGCGCCAAUGCUAACUUUUUCUUCGCUGUCACUCUUGCAUAUUCAACUGCACAGAUAUUGCUUGCUUCAGACGUCUUGUUCGCCUUUCUGCGCCGUGAACGUGACCUGGUCAGAGGUAUCUUUCCUAAAAUUAUCAAUGGUGAGGUCGCUACUAUUACCCUUAAGUAGUAUAGAGAGUCACUCUGUUAAUCAGUACCGUUAGAGUCUGGGUCGAUUGUCUUGUAACAGUAGAGGCUGUUGUGAGGUUUACUAGUCACGAUAGUAAUGACACAAGUGUUCCAAACAAGCUGUUGUAGAACUUAAAAGCUCUAUUUCUCUCCACCAAAAGUUUCUUAGCCUGCGUAGCGGCCCUCGAUAAUCGUGGGGUUAGGAUUCGGAGGUAGACUGGAAAGGAGAGGAGGUAGAUGAACUGAGUGGUCGCAGCAAAUGACUGCGAAUCCCCGUAGCCUGCUUUUUGAACUUUAAAAAAUUAUUUCUCCUCGGAGCGCGUACAGAAAAAAUUCAACAGGUGCUUAGACAAAAAGCAAUUCAUUUGACAAUCGGUCAUCGAUUUUAGAUUUUGAUUGGUUUAGUAAUUUGGCAGAUAUUGAUCGCUCCGAGGGUGGUUGUGAAUUGUAGCGGUCCUGAAAGUUGCUUUUCUAGAGUGACCACCAACGAAUGGAUAGUUUCCCCAAUGGAAUAUAAAAUAUAUAAAAUAAAAUAAAAUGUCCAACAAACAAA